AUGAAACCUACUUUUGAUCAGUGGAAAGAUAUGAUACCGGACCUUAGUGAAUAUAAAUGGAUUGUGCCUGACAUUGUGUGGGAAAUUGAUGAGUAUAUCGAUUUUGAGAAAAUUAGAAAAGCCCUUCCUAAUUCAGAAGACCUUGUAAAGUUAGCACCAGACUUUGACAAGAUUGUUGAAAGCCUCAGCUUAUUGAAGGACUUUUUUACCUCAGGUCACAAAUUGGUUAGUGAAGUCAUAGGAGCUUCUGACCUACUUCUCUUGUUAGGUUCUCCGGGAGAAACGGCGUUUAGAGCAACAGAUCAUGGAUCUGAAAGUGACAAGCAUUUUAGAAAGGGUCUGCUUGGUGAGCUCAUUCUCUUACAACAACAAAUUCAAGAGCAUGAAGAGGAAGCGCGCAGAGCUGCUGGCCAAUAUAGCACGAGCUAUGCCCAACAGAAGCGCAAGGUGUCAGACAAAGAGAAAAUUGACCAACUUCAGGAAGAACUUCUGCACACUCAGUUAAAGUAUCAGAGAAUUUUGGAACGAUUAGAAAAGGAGAACAAAGAAUUGAGAAAAUUAGUAUUGCAGAAAGAUGACAAAGGCAUUCAUCAUAGAAAGCUUAAGAAAUCCUUGAUUGACAUGUAUUCUGAAGUUCUUGAUGUUCUCUCUGAUUAUGAUGCCAGUUAUAAUACACAAGAUCAUUUGCCACGGGUUGUUGUGGUUGGAGAUCAGAGUGCUGGAAAGACUAGUGUGUUGGAAAUGAUUGCCCAAGCUCGAAUAUUCCCGAGAGGAUCUGGGGAGAUGAUGACACGUUCGCCAGUUAAGGUGACUCUCAGUGAAGGUCCUCACCAUGUGGCCCUAUUUAAAGAUAGUUCUCGGGAGUUUGAUCUUACCAAAGAAGAAGAUCUUGCAGCAUUAAGACAUGAAAUAGAACUUCGAAUGAGGAAAAAUGUGAAAGAAGGCUGUACCGUUAGCCCUGAGACCAUAUCCUUAAAUGUAAAAGGCCCUGGACUACAGAGGAUGGUGCUUGUUGACUUACCAGGUGUGAUUAAUACUGUGACAUCAGGCAUGGCUCCUGACACAAAGGAAACUAUUUUCAGUAUCAGCAAAGCUUACAUGCAGAAUCCUAAUGCCAUCAUACUAUGUAUUCAAGAUGGAUCUGUGGAUGCUGAACGCAGUAUUGUUACAGACUUGGUCAGUCAAAUGGACCCUCAUGGAAGGAGAACCAUAUUCGUUUUGACUAAAGUAGACCUGGCAGAGAAAAAUGUAGCCAGUCCAAGCAGGAUUCAGCAGAUAAUUGAAGGAAAGCUCUUCCCAAUGAAAGCUUUAGGUUAUUUUGCUGUUGUAACAGGAAAAGGGAACAGCUCUGAAAGCAUUGAAGCUAUAAGAGAAUAUGAAGAAGAGUUUUUUCAGAAUUCAAAGCUCCUGAAGACAAGCAUGCUAAAGGCACACCAAGUGACUACAAGAAAUUUAAGCCUUGCAGUAUCAGACUGCUUUUGGAAAAUGGUACGAGAGUCCGUUGAACAACAGGCUGAUAGUUUCAAAGCAACACGUUUUAACCUUGAAACUGAAUGGAAGAAUAACUAUCCUCGCCUGCGGGAACUUGACCAGAAUGAACUAUUUGAAAAAGCUAAAAAUGAAAUCCUUGAUGAAGUUAUCAGUCUGAGCCAGGUUACACCAAAACAUUGGGAGGAAAUCCUUCAACAAUCUUUGUGGGAAAGAGUAUCAACUCAUGUGAUUGAAAACAUCUACCUUCCAGCUGCACAGACCAUGAAUUCAGGAACUUUUAAUACCACAGUGGAUAUCAAGCUUAAACAGUGGACUGAUAAACAACUUCCUAAUAAAGCAGUAGAGGUUGCUUGGGAGACCCUACAAGAAGAAUUUUCCCGCUUCAUGACAGAACCCAAAGGGAAAGAGCAUGAUGACAUAUUUGAUAAACUUAAAGAGGCCGUUAAGGAAGAAAGUAUUAAAUGACACAAGUGGAAUGACUUUGCGGAGGACAGCUUGAGGGUUAUUCAACACAAUGCUUUGGAAGAACGAUCCAUAUCUGAUAAACAGCAGUGGGAUGCAGCUAUUUAUUUUAUGGAAGAGGCUCUG
This is a messenger RNA of Nomascus leucogenys (northern white-cheeked gibbon), 2079 nucleotides long. Its product is annotated as dynamin-like 120 kDa protein, mitochondrial. The transcript has 23 exons. The record is from RefSeq and is a predicted model, not a curated record. NCBI's taxonomy places the organism in Eukaryota, Metazoa, Chordata, Mammalia, Primates, Hylobatidae. Gene Ontology annotation, biological process: mitochondrial fusion. Gene Ontology annotation, molecular function: microtubule binding; GTP binding; GTPase activity. Gene Ontology annotation, cellular component: microtubule; mitochondrial membrane; cytoplasm. The annotation marks the transcript as partial.